CCUCCCAGGCUGUUCAGGAGGCGUGGAUUAUGUCUGAACAUCGCUUAUUUUAUAAGGAGAACGGGGCAACCACCGCUUGGGGAGAGAGGAGCGGCCACCCAGGGGAGAAAUAAGCCCAAAUCCCCCCUCCCAUGGCGGGAUCCUGAGGGCCGGUGUCCUCAGGACGUUGUCGCCGGCGACAGCCCCGUCAUGUCGCGCACAUCCCCACCGGAGGGUGGUUUUCUGCAGCCACGUGUUCUGUUUAGCUUGGCAGCAGGCGGGUAUGAGGGUGCGUGCUCAGGUCGGCUUAUACCAGGAUGUUUUUUUGGUGACAGGCACCUGUAAUUAUACCUGCUCUGUUAAUAACCGGCUUUAAGGAAGAACUGAAAUAGGUUUACUAAUGCCCUCAGGCGAGCAUGGCUUUGUUUACUGGCAUUUGGUAGUGAUUUUGAUUGUUUUAUGUGGUUUUUCAGUGAUACUUAUUAAAUGCGAUCUGAUUAGGUGUGACUGUGAGUUACAGCUGAAGGGUACACAUAGGUGUAGAUUUCUAAGUAAGCAUGUGGUUUCUGACAUUACUUGUCUCUGUUUUGAGAGGUUUCCAACAUAAAUUAUUUUAAUGAACUCUGUCCCUUCUGCCUUUACUGGGAGUUAUUGUAUAAAUUUUACCAGGUGUUUCUUUAAUUACAUCUGUCUUGAGCGCUUUGAACUUCAUUUCAGUCUAAAUCAAGACAGUCUACUACAAAGUCCCUAAUUGUGAGCUUCUAUUUUUUUUCCCUUGGAAAUAUAAAAAUAAAUGAGAAGUGUGAAGGACAUAUUGACAUGUUAUUUUUUCACUUGUAGCUAAUGCAGCUCCCUAACUUUAAAGUGACUUGAUUUAAAAUCUAGGUUAAUGUUAUUGAGGUGGAUUUGUCUAGGAUAGGUACUUUAAAUUUUGAAAAGUGUCUGAAGUAUUGUAACUGAAUAUAUGUUUGUAAGCUGAUUAUAGGUCUGUCCCUCAUUUAAUGUUCAUAGUCUUAUUCAGGAUUUGUCAGAACAUGUGGGUAGUAUGUGUAUUUACUGAACAUCUCUUGUGGAGCUAUGUCACAGCUGUGUAUAGUCAGGACUUACUACCAGCACUGAUUGACUAUCAAGUGAAUAAUUGAUGUAGUAAUUCUCUUUCAUACCUUUCUACAUGAUAAACACACCUUGUCCUUUUUAAAAAAAAGCUACAACCAGUUCUAUUUAAUUAAAGGUUUAUGUUGUUUUUAUAUUGCUAAAGAUAGUGUGUUUUCCUAUGUGAGCACAAAAGACUUGGUUGAACAGAUUAGAUCUUUACAUUGGGAAUGGCUUUUGUUAAGAGGGCUUCCUGUCUGCUGACUGUAUGUAUGGCAGGGAAGUGGUUCUUCUCUCACCAGAAACAAGAAAAACACAUACUAGACAAACUCUAAGCCUUUCCCACUUAAGUGUUCAGACUGUUAACUGCCUAUUUAUAUACAUUGCAAGGAAUAGGCAUUUCUGGGACUUGAAACCUUUGCUCUGUUGGUGCUUAACUCUGAAGACUUUCAUGCUGUUUGCCUGUGUAGGGCAGUCUUCACUCUUACCCGAAGGGCCAGUCAUUGCAUUCAGAAAUAGGAGUAUAUAUGUAAAGUGAUGUUACGACAAGAUCUGUUUUAUGCAGGCAAGACAACUUUGAAAGAUAGAGGCACUAGAGAUAUCUGCUAAUGAACAGGCAUUGUAUAAGAGUAUAGCAAAACACUGUAGGCUUUUAGCAGUUUGGUAUUUCACAUAGGUCAUUAACCAGCUUGCAGGUUCAGCCCCAGUUGAACAAAUGACGGUCAGCUGCUGUCCUGCUCAGUGGGAGAGGAGGGAUCUUGGCAGAUGGUUCCUCUUUCCCUUCUCUUAAAGGAGGGCCAGCCUGUAAUGUGGUGUUAGCACUGUGCUAACCGCACCUUCAUCAGUUGCAUUGGUACAUGGCUGAAGUGCAACAGGCUUUAUCAGAUUAUGUAUUUUUGGUGAGACAAUGAAGGACUCCUAGUGUCAGGUCUCUCUGUCCCGCUUGCAUAUCAAAGAUUUCUAUAUCAACAGCAGUGUCAUCUCAGUAAAAAGAAAAAAUGUUGCUCUGUCAGCAAAAAGAUUCCUCACAGCUGCAACGAUCAGCAAAAAAAAGUUUAAGACUUUGUAUUGCACAAGGGUGAACAAUGAGGAAAUCCGCGUGUUAGUUGUGUGAGGGCAUAAGCCUGUGCUAGCCAUAGCAGUCCUGUGGCGAGGCUUUGGGAGCAUUAGAGGUCAUUCUAACAGUGUUUUUUGCUGCAGUAUUACAGGAUUGUUGUAUGUUAGAAAAUAUAUACUGUUCCUUUCUGGUUGCUCUCUUCCAAGCCUGUCUUCUGCUUCCUCAGAAGUGAUGGUCUUGUGACAGAAUAAUGUAUUUUAUUAUGUGUUUUUUCCUCUGUGUUCCUAAUCUUGACAUAGCUUCUAGUUUUCUCUAGUCUCUGCUGCCUAUUUCUUUGUAGGUGUUUUUUGGUUUUGUUUUCUUUUGUUUUCUAGUUGGUCAAAGCUGCUCAGUUUAGUUCAGUUAAGAUGAGGUGAACUGCUUGUAGGAAAAAAAAACCUGCCAAUUGUUUUGUUUCUAUCGUAGAAGUGGUGUAAUAAGGCACACAACUCAGGCAAAUACACAACUCCUGCCCUGAAGGCUUCAAGGAUAUAAAACAAACAAGGUUAGAGCAGAAAAUGACAUGCCAGAUCUUGAGUCAGCUGUUGCACACACCUUCAUGCAAAUCCUAGCUGUCAGUAGAUACCUGAAGUUAGGAGUAACAAAAGCAGACUCGGAGAGAAGGAAAAGUACUGGGAGACAAAACAAGCUAGGCUGAGAGAGACGGUGGUUGUUCUUUUCCUGGGUAGAUAAGGGUAAGAAACAGCCAAGGUCAUCAGUAAGGAAACUGUAUAGAACUGCAGUCACGUGCUGCUAAUUGAGGUGAAGGCGUACCACUGACAGGGUCUGUAGUUCCAAGUAAUUAAAUGUACGUCUGAACUUCAGACCAUGAGGUAAGUCACGGUAACUGGUAGUGCAAAGCUGCCUGUGUAUAAACACAUCAAAUCAAAUUAUCAAAAUGCCUGAGUAUUCAAAGUUUAUGCUUCUGAACAAGUUAUACUUUCAAAGGCGUUGUAGGAAGAAAUGGGAUUGAUGAUUAGGAUAUAUGGAGUGAGAAAUCAUAUAGCUAUGAUUUACAUCUAUAGGUCAAUUCUUAACAUAUUACUCAGUUUUAUGCUUUAGCUGGAAGAGCUGAGAAUGAACAUGGCAUAUUUUCAAACUGUCAGUCAGAUGUCAUAAUAAUAGCUGUAGUGUUCUUAUUUUUUCCACUGAGCGAUUUGCCUUCUGAAAUACGUUUUCAGCUAGUGUCCUGUCUGAGUCAAAACAGAAAUGAAAAGACACAAUUUGAAGUUGAAUGUUAUUUUUACAGGUCACAAGUUCUCUUUAAAUCCAUCUUCUUCUGGUCAAAUUAGUCAUGAAGGCAUCUACUUUGAUUGUUUGUCCUGUUUUACAUAUCUGUGCUUUCUGACAAGUGUAUCAUAUUCGCAAUUGAUUAUUAUAAUAAACUUAUUUACACAGUAAUAACUGAUCUUUCUCUUGGAAAGCAAACAAGAUAAUCUUAGAAGCUCAUAGGCCACGUUUCUUUUUGAAGACUUAGGUCUACUGUACCAGUAACAGAAAAUCAGCCAGUGUGUGGUUGCAAAUGAAUUUGGCACAAGUUAGAUGGAAGAAUAAAUAACAAGGACAACCAGUAACAACUGAUUGUGAUUUGGAGUUGUGGAGAAUUCACAGUCUUUCCACAAUGGGAGAAAGGACAGAUUAUACGAAGUCGCCUAGUUCACUGGCUGAAUACAGCCCCGUCAGUAAAUCCGACAGGACAGAUCCAAGCGACAGCUGUGAAAUGCAGGAUGGAAACCAAAAUACAAUGCAACUGAAGAAAGAAAUAUCUUUGAUAAAUGGGAUAAGCCUCAUAGUAGGCAACAUGAUUGGUUCAGGUAUCUUUGUCUCUCCCAAAGGAGUUCUCAUCUACAGCAAAUCUUAUGGAUUGUCUUUAGUAGUUUGGGCAAUUGGAGGGAUUUUUUCAGUAUUUGGUGCUCUCUGCUAUGCUGAACUUGGAACCACUAUUACAAAGUCAGGAGCCAGCUACGCAUAUAUCUUGGAGUCAUUUGGGAGCUUCAUUGCUUUUAUUCGUUUGUGGACCUCACUCCUAAUUGUUGAGCCAACUAGUCAGGCAAUUAUUGCCAUCACCUUUGCUAACUACAUAGUUCAACCUUUCUUCCCUUCCUGUGAUCCUCCAUAUUUGGCUUGCCGACUCAUAGCAGCUGCCUGUGAAUGUCUUCUAACAUUUAUAAAUUGUGCCUACGUUAAAUGGGGAACACGAGUGCAGGAUAUAUUUACUUAUGCUAAAGUCACGGCUCUUAUUGUCAUCAUCAUAACCGGACUUGUUAAAAUAUGCCAGGGCCAUACAUCACACUUUGAGAACUCGUUUGAGGGAUCCUCUUCUAAUGUUGGAGACAUUUCCCUCGCACUCUAUUCUGCCUUGUUCUCUUACUCUGGUUGGGAUACACUCAAUUUUGUAACAGAAGAAAUCAAAAACCCAGAAAGGAACUUGCCAUUGGCUAUUGCAGUGUCUAUGCCAAUUGUGACCAUUAUCUAUAUUAUGACCAAUGUAGCUUACUAUACAGUGCUGGAUGCUGAAGCUGUUCUUUCUAGUGAUGCUGUGGCAGUGACAUUCGCUGACCAGGUAUUUGGUAUCUUCAGCUGGACAAUUCCCAUUGCUGUAGCCUUUUCAUGUUUUGGUGGACUUAAUGCUUCAAUCCUAGCGUCAUCGAGGCUAUUUUUUGUAGGAUCUCGAGAAGGUCACCUUCCCGAUCUGUUGUCUAUGAUCCACACAGAGAGGUUCACACCUGUGCCAGCAUUGCUCUUCAAUUGUGCUAUGACCCUUAUUUACCUGGCUGUGGAAGACGUCUUCAAGCUUAUUAAUUACUUCAGUUUCAGUUACUGGUUUUUUGUUGGUCUGUCUAUUGCUGGGCAAUUAUAUCUACGUUGGAAGGAACCAGAUCGACCCAGGCCUCUUAAGCUGAGUUUGGCUUUCCCGAUAAUAUUCUGUAUAUGCACAGUGUUUCUGGUGGUAGUGCCACUAUAUAGCGACACCAUAAAUUCCUUGAUUGGAAUUGCCAUUGCUUUAUCUGGAAUUCCAGUCUUUUUCUUGGGAGUCUAUUUACCUGCAUCGAAGAGACCUCAGUUUAUCAACAAGAUUUUACGUACAGUCACACGAAACAUGCAGCUGCUCUGUUCCUGUGUUUUAACAGAGAUGGAUACAAUUGAAAAAAAGUCAGAAAUCAAAUCCAACUAAAAUUUCAAAGCCGGUACAAGAAACGGGAGGGAGGAUAAGGCAAUUAUGACAACAAAAGGGAAGAGAAGGAACUGGGAAAAACGGCAAAACUAUUUCCAGUGGUCUUUCAGAAACACUGAAAAUGUACUUACUUGCAGUUGGAUUCCCACAUAAGUUGUGCCCUUGUGUCACCCUCCUAAACUGCGGCAUGUUUUCAGGGCAUGGUGUUAUUGGAUUAUGAUUAUGUACUCAUUUCAGGCACACAAGCUCUGCGUCAAUACUGUUCCUUCUUCUUCAGAAUUGGUGUUAAAAUGGUAAGAGCUAAUGGAUCAAAUUAGAUUUCUGCAGAAACAGGCGGUGAAGUAAUGCAUUUUUAAGUUAGACUGAAAACCACUUUGACUCAAAAGACCAAAAGGCAUUUCCAGCUUAAUUCUGAUGGUUGUUUGCAUGAAGUUGAUUUGCAGUGCUAUCUCAGUCCUUAUCCCAGAAGACAACUGGUCACAACAAACUACCUGAUUUGUCAUUAUUAGCAGAAAAAUGAAUAAAGUUGUGCUAUAUUAUUUAAAGACUGAACCAGCCUUUCUCCCUUAAAGAUAAGUAUUUUAUUCCAUAGGCUGUGUGGAAAUGUGGUAUCUGACUGUUGCAAGGGUUUAAUCAACAACGCACCUUGGUGCUAAAGCUUUGAUUAACAUUUGAUGAUUCUUUCUGGUUAGCUUGUUAGUACAUGGUCACCUUAUGACAGGUUUUAUGAAACUUCCAAAAUUAAAAUGCUCAGUUUGAAGCUUGUAA
Molecule: messenger RNA, 6110 nt
Organism: Columba livia (rock pigeon)
Lineage: Eukaryota; Metazoa; Chordata; Aves; Columbiformes; Columbidae
Gene: SLC7A6
Product: solute carrier family 7 member 6
Exons: 10
Coding region: 3789-5342 (517 amino acids)
Biological process (GO): amino acid transmembrane transport
Cellular component (GO): membrane
Molecular function (GO): L-amino acid transmembrane transporter activity
Source: RefSeq, a predicted model, not a curated record